Messenger RNA from Tricharina praecox, 851 nucleotides. RefSeq lists its product as uncharacterized. The transcript is spliced from 2 exons. The record is from RefSeq and is a predicted model, not a curated record. NCBI's taxonomy places the organism in Eukaryota, Fungi, Ascomycota, Pezizomycetes, Pezizales, Pyronemataceae. The coding region runs from base 229 to 696 and encodes 155 amino acids.
CCAGCGUGCCGAUCGAACUUUCGCAACCCAACCCGCCAAGGCACUCCCUGCCCCUCCACCCCGACCCCCCCUGAGGGGGGACCAGCACAUGGAAACUCGCUCGCUCGACCGUGACACGGGAUCUCGGAUCAAUCGCCUCGCCUCCCCCCCCUCGUCCUCCUCGCCCCUCUCACCACGUCGCGACCUGAACUCUGAAGUCGGUCGCGAACAGUCUGCGAAUGGGUAUGCAUGUAUGUUUGGGUGAUGCAGGCCGCAAAGCACGGACACCCAGGAAGCGACAGAAUCGAUAAAUUCGCUACCGAUCGUUGUCGAGUGCAGCUGCGGGCCUGCGGCUGGCUGGCUGGAGAAGUCUCAACGCAUACCACUCUACAUAGCAUAGCAACAUUCGACAUUCGACAUUCGUUCGGAUUGUCCAAUCGAGACUCGAGAGGAUGUUGGUUUCCAACCGCUCGGGCUUGGGUUGGUUCGCUGCAAGUCGGUGUGGGGUGGGGAGGGGGGAGGAGCGAUCUUGCUGGCUGUGACGUCGUCAUCCAGGGUCCUCCUCCUCAACUGCAGAAUUCUUUUUUUUUCUUUCUUCUUUUUUUCUUUUUUCUUUUCUUUCCCUUGCUGUAUACAAAUCAUGCAGCGAUACUCGAGAUUCAGACAACCAGGGAUGUCAUGACGAUUUUCCUGUUCUCGUACGCUUCUCGAGCGUAACGAGUGUCGCGAUCGCUUCCCGCAACUACUCAAUCAAGACUUCGGAGGCAGGGACCGAGCCCGGGCGGUGUGGAGAAAGGAAAUACCGGAUUGGCUUGCAGCGAAAAUCAGCCCUGAGGACCGUUAGUUGAGGAAAAAUAUACACAAAAUCUUCG